This is a messenger RNA of Lobosporangium transversale, 1908 nucleotides long. Its product is annotated as EXS family-domain-containing protein. The transcript is spliced from 4 exons. The record is from RefSeq and is a predicted model, not a curated record. Gene Ontology annotation, cellular component: cytoplasm; membrane. Bases 328 to 1908 code for a protein of 526 amino acids. NCBI's taxonomy places the organism in Eukaryota, Fungi, Mortierellomycota, Mortierellomycetes, Mortierellales, Mortierellaceae.
CUUCAACACUUGGAAUGAAGUAUUUCUUCAUUCUCUUCAUCUCAUCUCCAUCAAACUUAAACUGAAGAAUAUUCUUUACUCUUUACUUAUUCUUGCAUCUCUUCAUUUAUUCAUUUAUUUACAUCGUAUUUAUUCAUCAUUUUAUAUUCUGUCCGGUACUUCAUCUUUUCUCAUCUGCCUUCUUUUGUUCUUCAUCUUUCACGACUUUUUUCAUUAUAUAACCUGAUACCCCUCUUAGCCAUCUUUAGUGUUAUUAUUAUCGUCCCUUUUGAACAAGAUAGAGUCUAGUAAACAGACAAUCGAAAUACAUCUAGCCAAUUGGUCACAAUGGACAUUGGCAAUAUCUUUGAGGAGUGGGACUUCUCAGGAACAGUACCACUCCCAUACAGAGUCCUGUUGAUGGGCUGCAUUGGCAUUUUUGCUUGGGCGAGCAACCUCCAUAUCCUUUCGUAUUUGCGAGUUGAUGUCUCCAAUCUCUUGUUCUCUAGCCCACCCCUUUCAGGAGUUUAUACAAACCAUCCGAGGCAUUCCCGAGGAGACAAAGUCGUCAAUAAAUCAACAGCUCUUUCAGCCCUCUACCGAUCCAUCUAUACCCUCGGAGUGGCCUUUCUCUUUAUGGUCCUGGUCAACAUGUGGAUGUACAAAUGGGUUGUGGCUGGAUCAUCUAAUUCUGGAAACAACAGAAACAAAGGAGGCAACACAAAUUCAUCAGCAGGAGUCAUUAGAGGAGGCAUGGGACUACCCGAUAAUACACGUGCAGGAAUUAUAGUCCCUAUCAUUGGAUAUCUGACAAUUCUAGCCAUGAUCUUCCUCCCAUUUAACAUACUUUUCAAAAAGGAACGCUAUCGAUUCUUAAGAUCGAUGAAUAAGGCUUUAUUUUCUGGAUUCAAAUCAGAGGUGUUAUUCGCAGAUGUGAUCCUCGCUGAUAUCUUGACGUCAUUUGCUCGAGUCUUUGGCGAUUUGGCAGUGGCGCUGUGCCUAAUGUUUCUAGACCGAACCGGGACGAAUGCGGACGCAUGCUAUAGCAGUAUCCUGGUUCCUAUCAUGACAAGCAUUCCAUACUUUAUUCGUCUUCGUCAGUGCCUUUCAGAGUAUAUUGAGUCAAAUUACACCGUUGAAAGGCAUCUUAUGAAUGCACUUAAGUACGCAUCAGCUUUUCCAGUCAUCAUUGUUUCAUCCAUGCAGAAAGCGUCAAAAGCAGCAUCACUAAAAGGCGUACAGUAUGAAGGAUAUUUCACAGAUAACUCACUCUUUCGUUUAUGGCUCUUUUUUGUGGCUCUUAAUUCCUUUUAUUCAUUCUAUUGGGAUAUUUAUCAUGAUUGGAACCUAAUCCAAGUCUUGCCACCGGGAUCGGGAUCCAAUAGCGUCAAUUCUCGCAUUAGCACAGGACCUUUGUCUCCGGGAACACCCAAAAUUGGAUCUAUGAACGACAUGUUAAGCCAGGCAAGUGGAGGCAACAGUGGCAGUAUGAACCUUUUGGGUUCACCAUCUAGCAACGGUAAUGUCAAUGGAAGCAACCAUGGUAAUAAUCGCACCAGCAAAUGGUACUAUCGGCUAGAGAUGCGACCUUACUUGCAUUAUGAAGAACGAUCCUUUUAUAUCAUGGCGAUGGUAUUGGACUUUUUGCUCCGAACCACAUGGAUGCUGAAGUUGGUAUCGAAUAUUCAGAUUGAAGAGUAUGAGGGUGGCGUGUUCACGAUGGAGUGUCUUGAGGUUUUGAGACGGUGGAUCUGGGUCUUGUUCCGAUUUGAGGCUGAAAUGGUUAAACGUGCUGGAUAUUCGGACGCUAUGUCUCCUACUCACUCUAUAACUGGAUUGACAGGUGGAAGUCCUGUAGGUGAUGCUGAUAACAACAUUGAGGGUAGUGAUGAGAUCCUGAUGGAAGAUAUAGGAUCAUGGCAGAAGUAG